Molecule: messenger RNA, 3088 nt
Organism: Archocentrus centrarchus (flier cichlid)
Lineage: Eukaryota; Metazoa; Chordata; Actinopteri; Cichliformes; Cichlidae
Gene: eps8l3b
Product: EPS8 signaling adaptor L3b
Exons: 20
Coding region: 147-2114 (655 amino acids)
Biological process (GO): Rho protein signal transduction; regulation of Rho protein signal transduction; positive regulation of ruffle assembly
Cellular component (GO): vesicle; ruffle membrane; plasma membrane
Molecular function (GO): actin binding
Source: RefSeq, a predicted model, not a curated record
GAGGAACAUAUCUUCUAUGAGACGUGGUGGUGAAUCCGUUUGAAAUAAGGGAACGAUGACACCGGAGCAGAGCUGACACUAUAAGAGUUUGAGCGGCUCGUGCGAGAUUCCUGCCAGUCUGAAGCGUAAAAAGCUGUGGUCAACUGAUGAUGUUUGGAAACAGUGCCCCCUUCUCCUAUUUCCCAAAGGGCUUCUCACCGGAUGACCUCCCUCAGAGGCGGGCUUUCCAACAAGAUGACCCCAGGGGGAGUCCGCUGCAGAGAAGUGACUCGACCAGACCCAGUGGAAGAUCUAUUUACAUGCAGAGAAAGGAGUACUCAGAGACACUGAACAAACAGCCUGACAGCAUUCAUGUCAGAGUGGAGCAUCUGUUCACCUGCGAGCUCGAUGGCCAGGAGGUGAGGACGGUGGAAGACUGCGUGGCAAAGCUCAAGAACCUCAAUGUCAAAGGUCGUCUGUGGCCUCAGGACAUGAUCAUGGAGGUUCAGGGAGCAUAUCUUCUGCUCAGUGACAUUGAGACCAAAACAGAACUGGAUUCGAUACCUCUGAGUUGUAUCAUGCAAACCAAAGCUGUGUUGAACAGCUGCGACUACAAUUCUUUGCUGACAGUAACUGUGCGGGAACACGGCAAACGCAACCGCCAGUGCUUGAUGUUCCAGUGUGAGGAGACUGGGGCCGAGCUCAUCAAGAGCGAUCUGGAUAAGGCAGUCCAAAGAGGGGGUGGUGAUCUGGACCAACGCAGCGAGCAUCCUGGCAUGAGGAAUGACUUUGAAAGCAUCAGACAAGGAAGUUUCAGGCACGCUGGACCCCCUCCUAUGCGGGAGCGGGGCCCUCCAUCACCCCCAUCAUGGAGAGACAUGGAUAUGCCUCCUCCAAGUCCCUAUAGUCUGCAUGAAGAACCAAUGAACCAUCCAGACCUGUAUGACAUGCAGAGCAACCCAGAGGCUGAUCAUGAGAGGACAGAGUUACAGAGGAACACGGACAUUUUAAACCAUGUUCUAGAUGAUUUGGAGGUCUUUAUGGCCAAAGUGUUAGCUGCAGCAAAUGGACUGUCACAACAGGAGGACAGGAGCAAGAAGAAAAAGAAGAAAAGCAAGAAAAAUGCAGCUUCAGGACCACCUGUAAAUCUGCCACCUCUGGAUGAAUAUGGCUACAGUCUUCAGAAAAUCAAAUAUGGCUUCAAUCUGCUGGCCCAGCUGGAGGGUACACUGACCAAUCCCAGUGCUCCCGACUUUGUCCACGUGCUCUUCUCGAUUUUAAACAUGAUGAUUCCUCAUUAUCCCAUGGACCUGCCUCCCAAUGUGCUCUCUCCCCUGCUGACAGACGCCGCUAUAGUCCUGCUUGAACAAAACGUCAGCCAGGAGGAGAACCACCUGUGGAAAUCUCUUGGAGACUGUUGGAACAUCCCCAGGUCUCGAUGGCCGGAUAAUAAUGUCCCACCUUACAUCCCAGAGUUCUAUGAUGGCUGGCAGCCACCUCCACCCCCUCGCCUACCUUCCCCACCCCCUUAUCAGAACGGUCCAUUGAGCAGAAGCAGCAGCCAGCGCUUCCCGGGCAGACCGAUGCAGCGGCAGCCAGAGGAGUCUAUGGCCAACGCUCCCUGGGGUUCAUUACGACCACCAGCACACCCCAGCGAGCCUCCCCUGCACAUGCGUGUCAUUUACAACUUUAUGGCCAGAAACAACCAGGAGCUGAGUGUUAUGAGGGGCGAGGUGGUUCAGGUGAUCCAGAAAACUAAGCAGUGGUGGCUCGUUCGUAACUCACGAAACGAGGAAGGAAAUAUUCCUCAGAACGUUUUGGAGCCAAUAGGGAACACUGGAUCCAUGGAUAAUCCACCUUUUCCCUCACAGCGAGAGUCCCGUGGCCCAGUCACCCUGGACAUGUCCUCCUCACCUGCAGAGGUGCAAGCCUGGCUUGAGUACAGAGGCUUCUCCAAAAUCACUGUCAGGAGCCUCGGGGUGCUGAGUGGACAACAGCUUUUGGGAAUGACUAAAGGCGAGAUAAGGACUGUAUGUCCGGAGGAGGGAGGGAAGGUCUUCUUCCAGCUGCAGGCUGUUAAGUCAGCAAUUGCACUGGCCAGUGAACCAUCAGGCAUGUAUAACGGCCGCUACUAACGACCUGCGUCACUGUUGAGGUUCUUCAGACGUUUUUCAUGUGUGGAAUUAAGGGUGUCAAAAUUAAACCGUCCAAAAUGAUCUUGCUACUUUACCAUGAAUUAAACUGUAACAAGUGUCGAUUUGUCAUUUGAAGUGGCAAUCUCGAAUAUUUAUAUUUUCAAUGAACUUGUGCAUUGCUCACUGUCAAAGGUAGAAGUCCAUUGGAGGAGUGGUUGGGGCGUAAGUGACGGGGCCUUCACUCAGAAGCAAAGGUUGAUGUUUGAGUCAGUGGAAAAUUCAUUUGAAAGCUGUUAUCCGAACUGGUGACAUCAUUCUGAGGUAAUGGAGGUGAUAUCAUCUGUGUGGUCACUGUUUGCCUAGUAAGUUUGAAGUGGAUUGGAUAAAUGGUUGUGGAGACUGGCGGAGAACAGAGAGAUUUCGAGCUGUCUUAUCAGUAAACUGUACAAUGCAAUGGAGAAUUAAGCCUGUGAUGAGCUUGCUGAUUAAAGCACUGCAACAUUUAUAUAUUUGCAGCAUUAAAAAAUGGAUAUCUGCAGUGAUCUGCUGUAUUAAAUUACUAUUAAUUCAAAUCAAACAUUUUCUACUGCUGCAGCUUUCUAUGAAUGGAAUUUAAACUGCUAAAACCCAAGUUAGCAGUGAGCCUUGCACUUGCUAUUGCUAUUAUUCACCAAAAAAAAAAAAAAAGUGAGACCAAGAAGUCUUUUUUUUUUUAUUAUUAUCAAUUUUGAACUGUUAUGAAAGAAGAGGACCCCUCCUCUUACUACAGACUGGUGCUGUGCAGCACAUCAGAUCACAGCUGCUUACAAAAUGAUGGAUCAGUUAUUCAGUUAUUUCCUGACCAGUAAGUACAGCUGCUGCCGCAUCAUCCAGGCCUGAAGCAUGCGAGUUUGCCACUUUAAAAGAAAAACACUUUGAGUGUAUAUGAGUCUAUAUAUUGUAAAAUGUAUCAAUGGCACCAAUUAAUUGUCAGU